AUGGCCAUUUUUACCGCGCCCCGGUCCCUCCAGUACAAUGCCUUCGCUCAAGACUCGCUGGUCGCCAACGCCUUCACGGCAGGUGCCAGCCCUCAGCCCAAGCACCCCUCCUUCUUUUAUCUGGUGCUGCUCGUCUUCGAGGCCGUGCUGGAGGUGAUCUGUGUCAGUCUGCCCGGCUACAUCGCCGCCCAGCAGGGUCUCUUCGACGCCGAUGCCCAGAAGCUGGUGGCAAACCUCAAUGUGACGCUUUUCACUCCUUGCCUGAUUUUCGUCAAACUAGGAUCUCAAUUGACGGCCGAGAAACUCACCGACUUGGCAAUCAUUCCGGUCAUCUUUGUGGUUCAGACCCUCGUGUCCUACUCGUGUGCCUGGGUGGUGAACCGAUGUUUCCGCUUCAAGAAGCGCAAGUCGAACUUCGUGGCGGCCAUGGCGGUCUUUGGCAACUCCAAUUCGCUCCCAAUUUCCCUAGUCAUGUCUUUAUCGCAAACCCUGCGAGGUCUUCACUGGGACCGCAUCCCGAACGAUAACGACGACGAAGUGGCCGCACGGGGCAUUCUAUACUUACUGAUUUUCCAGCAGCUGGGUCAGCUGGUGCGCUGGAGCUGGGGAUACCACAUUUUGUUGGCGCCGAAAGACCGAUACCUCGAAGAAGGCGAUAACAGCUCGAGUGGGUCGUCGUUGAUCGAGCAGGGACAAGCUCGGUAUACCGACAACCCAGAACAGACGGACCCGGACGAGCCACUCGUUCGCACGCGCAGCUCAGAUAGUCUGUUGCGAGCGCCUGACGGUCAGCUUAACGGGCACAGCGAAUUCCAAUCGGGCGAUCAGACUCCAGUCUCGAACCGCACCUACUCGUACUCGAAGGUCUCUUCGAUUCAUUCAAGAGAUGAAGCAGUACAUGAUGAGCACUCUGAUCUAUCACCAACAACCAUCGGACCACCUCCCCGAGGACCAUUCCUGCCUCGCCAGACGCUGGAAGAGAUCCUUCCGCCGUCGCUCGACCACUCUCCAGAAAUCCUGGACCAAAAAAACGGGCGCAGUCUACGCGCGACUCCCACAAAAGACCCAGAAAUGCUUGUCAGUCCUUUCACACGGGCUCGGCCGUUUCCUGCACGGCGUAUGGGACUUCAUGAACCCCCUCUAUGGGCCAUGCUGGUAGCGAUCAUCGUCGCCUCCGUCCCCUCCCUCCAAGCCCUCUUCUUCGACGACGGCACCUUCAUCAGUAACUCAGUGACCACCGCCAUCAAGCAAAACUCCCAAGUCGCCGUCCCACUCAUCCUCGUCGUUCUUGGCGCCAACCUAGCCAAGAACACCUUGUCCGAAGAAGCGCUCGCCGACAUGGAACACCCCAGCGAUGAACGCAAGCUCAUCAUCGCCUCGUUGGUUGCGCGCAUGCUCCUUCCAACCCUGAUCAUGGCGCCGUUCCUCGCGCUUCUGGCCAAGUUCGUGCCGAUCAGUAUCCUCGAUGACCCUAUCUUUAUCGUUGUUUGCUUCCUCCUCACCGGUGCCCCGUCUGCACUGCAAUUGGCGCAAAUUUGCCAGAUUAACAAUGUUUACGUCGGGGCGAUGUCGAAACUUCUCUUCCAGAGCUACGUUGUCUGGAUUCUGCCCUCGACUCUCAUCCUGGUCGUAUGUGCCUUGGAAGUCCUCGAAUGGGCCGCCGCCUAA
This is a messenger RNA of Penicillium argentinense, 1668 nucleotides long. Its product is annotated as Auxin Efflux Carrier superfamily. Gene Ontology annotation, biological process: transmembrane transport. NCBI's taxonomy places the organism in Eukaryota, Fungi, Ascomycota, Eurotiomycetes, Eurotiales, Aspergillaceae. The coding region runs from base 1 to 1668 and encodes 555 amino acids. The transcript has 5 exons. Gene Ontology annotation, cellular component: membrane; endoplasmic reticulum. The record is from RefSeq and is a predicted model, not a curated record.